Messenger RNA from Cladophialophora psammophila CBS 110553, 816 nucleotides. RefSeq lists its product as uncharacterized. The transcript has 2 exons. Gene Ontology annotation, biological process: nucleoside metabolic process. Gene Ontology annotation, molecular function: protein binding; catalytic activity. Lineage: Eukaryota; Fungi; Ascomycota; Eurotiomycetes; Chaetothyriales; Herpotrichiellaceae. Bases 1 to 816 code for a protein of 271 amino acids. The record is from RefSeq and is a predicted model, not a curated record.
AUGGUACGUCGAUAUCCACGACUGGACGAGUCGGUGUUGAGAAGGACAUCGCCUUCCCACCCAGCAAAACGCACGUAUUGGGCCAGCCAAGGCCACCUCACGUGUGAAACGUGUGGUUUGGAAGCGGCUGGGCUGAUGCACGGAUUUCAAUGUGUGGUGAUUCGAGGCAUUGCGGACUAUGCCGACUCCCACAAGAACGACGAUUGGCACGCCUACGCGGCAGCGGUGGCUGCUGGCUGUGCGAAAGAGCUUUUGACGUAUAUGACGCCUAUUGUGGGGAUCCGGGGCAAAUACGAUUCGAGCUUUCGAUUAGAAGAAACAAUAUGCCGGACCCUGAUGACGGACUUAGGAGCCCAGCACCCGGACACACUCAGGAGCAUGAGCCACCUGGCCAUGUCGCUUAGCUAUCAAGGCAAGUACUUGGAAGCGGAGACGAUAUAUCGAGAAGCUAUACGGAUACAUCGGACAAUGUUGAGAGCGGAGCACCCGAACACACUGAAACUUAUGAAUAACUUAGCUGCACUACUAUAUAGGCAAGGCAAGUACGAGGCAGCGGAGACGAGGAUUCGAGAAGUGAUGGGGAUACAACAGACAGUGUCAGGAGCAGAGGACGAGGCGACACUGACGGGUAUGAACAACCAAGCCAUUGUGCUGAGUGAUCAACAACAGUACGAGGCCGCGGAACCGCUCCAAGAAGCAUGUUGCACGAGCUCUCUGCGUGUCUUGGGCAUCCAACAUCCAAGUACGGUGAGAAGGUUGGAAAACCUUGCAUUUUUGUGGUUGUCGCAAGGACGUGGGGACGCUGAAAUUCUGUAA